Egretta garzetta (little egret) is the source of this 902-nucleotide messenger RNA. RefSeq names its product ADP ribosylation factor like GTPase 10 (gene ARL10). NCBI's taxonomy places the organism in Eukaryota, Metazoa, Chordata, Aves, Pelecaniformes, Ardeidae. The transcript has 4 exons. Gene Ontology annotation, molecular function: GTPase activity; GTP binding. The annotation marks the transcript as partial. The record is from RefSeq and is a predicted model, not a curated record.
GACGACGCGCUGGACUGGCGGCAGGUGCUGGUGCUGGGGCUGGAUGGCGCUGGGAAGAGCAGCGUCCUGCACUACAUCUGCAGCCAGACAGCCAGGGAGCGCAUCGCACCCACCCACGGCUUCAACUCUGCCCAGCUCUACGUUGAGGGGCUGGAGAUGGACCUGCUGGAGGUGGGGGGCAGCCAGAACCUGAGAGCAUACUGGCCUCACUACCUGAGCCAGGCCCAUGUGCUGGUGUUUGUGGUGGACUCGGUGGACAGGUCACGCCUGCUGACGGCACGUGAGGAGCUGCACGCACUGCUGGCCGCAGAGCCCCGGCUGCCCCUGGUUGUGCUGGCCAACAAGCAGGAUAAGAGCAAUGCCCUGAGCGCAGCAGAGCUGCGGGAGGAGCUGGCCCUGCACAUGCUCAGUGGACAGCGGGAGCUCUUCCUCCUGCCCACCAGCGCGACCUGGGCCAGCCUGAGCACCGCCACCAGUGUCCUCCGCGUGAAGAGCCUGCUGGUCACCUUGCUCUCCCAGCCCUGACCCCGCACAGGGCGGGGGCAGACGGGCUCCCACCCCGGCACAGCUCCUCUUUGGGGUCUGCAACACAAGGAUGGAGGCAACCGGGCAGGAGCCCUGGAGCUCAGACUCGCUGGUAGCAGGCUGCCAGCCCUGGGUGUUUGCUGCACCCAAGGUUUGGGGUUGAGCUGCGGCACGGCUGCCCUCAGGGAACAGGAGCAGCGGGCUCUGCUCUCUGCCACAUGGAGAGGGCAGCUCUCUCUCCCAGUUCAGGGAUGAAGCCUCCCUUGGGGUGGUGGCAUGAGCACAGCUCUUACCUCCUGGUGAGCGGGAAUGUGCAGUGUAGGGCAGGGCCCUGCACCUUCAUGACAGCCCCGCGGGAUAUUACAUGAGUGGGGUGG